GCCCACUUUUCUGGUAUAACUAAUUGUGAUGGCUGGGAGUAAAGGACGCGGACGUGCAGCUUACACCUUUAAUAUUGAGGCAGUUGGAUUUGGCAGAGGUGAAAAGUUACCUGAUGUAGUAUUGAAACCCCCUCCACUAUUUCCCGAUACAGAUUAUAAACCAGUGCCACUGAAAGCAGGAGAGGGUGAAGAUUAUAUGCUGGCCUUGAAACAGGAGUUGAGAGAAACUAUGAAAAGAAUGCCUUAUUACAUAGAAACACCUGAAGAAAAACAAGAUAUUGAAAGAUAUAGUAAAAGAUACAUGAAGGUGUACAAAGAGGAGUGGAUACCAGAUUGGAGAAGACUUCCAAGAGAGAUGAUGCCAAGGAAGAAGUGCAAAAAAGCAGGCCCCAAACCCGAAAAGGUGAAAGAUACGGGCAAAGGCGCUUCACUCACUAAUACUGCAGAUGUGUUGAAAAAAAUCGAGGAAUUGGAAAAGAGAGGUGAUGGUGAAAAAUCAGAUGAGGAAAAUGAAGAGAAAGAAGGAAGCAAAGAGAAAAGUAAAGAAGGCGAUGAGGAGGAGGACGAUGAUGCUGCAGAACAAGAGGAAUAUGAUGAAGAAGAGCAAGAAGAGGAAAAUGACUACAUUAAUUCAUACUUUGAAGAUGGAGAUGAUUUUGGUGCAGAUAGUGACGACAACAUGGAUGAAGCAACCUAUUAGCUAUGAAAUUUCUCCCAAAAUAUCUUUAUGAUACCACUUCUGAACAUUUGGACAGACUUGUUUUCUAUUUCUGAUAAGGAAUAUUAUAUUUUUGUUCCUGUUUUGUUGGACAAAUACUUGCUGUCAAAAUAUUCAGAACCACUUUGAGUUUACAUACUAGUUACCUUACCAAUCAGUCUCUGAUACUCUGACAUUCCUUUUCAACACCCGUCAUCUGUCUUAUGUAUUCAAGUGGAUUUUUCUUGUAUCAUUUGGAUUUCAAUGUGCCUAGAGUUUUUGCAUUUUUUAAUCUAUGUAUUCAUACUUGAACAAAUUACUCUUGUUGAACUCAAUCUGUUGUAAAACUAUUACUAGUCAUUAUAGUGGAUUUCUGUAAUCUGAAAGUUGAUAUAAUAAUACUGCACAAAGAGCACUUUAGAAACAAACUUGAAAAUAAUUUUAUCUUUUACUUUCGCAUGGUAUGUUCUGUGCUGCAUUAUGAAUGACUGCAAAAACCUACCUGAGCUCUUACAAUUGCAUAUUUUAUGAGAUUGGAAGUUUUGUGAUCAAAAACAUCCAGGGAAAAAUGCCCCAUUCUGAACUGUAUGAAUUUCCCAGCUCACAUCUCAGGCUGUACAAAAACCUGGGAUGAAUACUAAAAAUACUUGAAUUUGGAGCCAACUCAAUACCACUUAACAUAUAAUCAUCUCACUGUAGUUAAGUUUGAUAUCUUUGAAUAGUUGGGCUUAUGAAAAAUUAGAUAUCUAAUUUUGUACUUUAUGAAAGUGAAAA
Neomonachus schauinslandi (Hawaiian monk seal) is the source of this 1471-nucleotide messenger RNA. RefSeq names its product RNA polymerase III subunit G (gene POLR3G). Gene Ontology annotation, biological process: cell population proliferation; transcription by RNA polymerase III. Lineage: Eukaryota; Metazoa; Chordata; Mammalia; Carnivora; Phocidae. Bases 29 to 700 code for a protein of 223 amino acids. The transcript is spliced from 7 exons. Gene Ontology annotation, cellular component: RNA polymerase III complex. The record is from RefSeq and is a predicted model, not a curated record.